AUGCCACCGAAACCGGACUCCAACGAAUCAGAACCAAAACCAGCGAAAAAAACUGCAACUGCCAUAUGCGGCGUUAGAAGUCCUGGACCGAAGUAUCCGCUUAAAACUCUUGUGGGUUAUAAAGAACAUUGUUUGUCCAAAUAUCGAAAUCCAGCAUAUUCGUUUGGUGCACAAUUAAUUAGUUUACGUGCGUGCGAAGGACCUGGACCGAAAUAUUUAUUGCCAGAUCCAAAACGUGGCGGUUUCUCUUUUGGAUUAGUUGGACGAAGUGUCGACACUUUCUGUGGCCCUGGUCCAAAAUAUGUUUUACCAACGCCAAAGACUCCAGCAUUUUCCCUAAAAUCUAGAAUCAAACUCAGAGACGGUUGCACAACGCCUGGUCCGUACUACGUGAAAUUCCCCAGAGAGGGCCCAGCUUUUUCCUUAGCAAUUCGUACUCCUGGUGUGAAAUGUAUUGCCACACCGGCUCCUUACAGUUACCAGGAUAAAACAUGUUCGCCGAAGUUCUCCAUAACGGGCAGACCAGUUGAUAAAGAGAUUUGUCGUUCACCAGGACCUAAGUAUCACGUCAAGCCAAUGAAACCGACACCCGCUUAUUCUUUCGGAACCAAGCAUAGCGAGUGUGCUCCUCCAUAUAUUCUUGAAUGUGACGAAAUAUGUUAGAACACCAAAGAACAACACGUUUGCUACCAGCGUUACAUAUACGUGACGAUAACCAUAACGUAAUAAC
Molecule: messenger RNA, 730 nt
Organism: Nomia melanderi (Alkali bee)
Lineage: Eukaryota; Metazoa; Arthropoda; Insecta; Hymenoptera; Halictidae
Source: RefSeq, a predicted model, not a curated record